AGUACGAACAUUUCGCAAUACCUACACUUGUUGAUGUUAUUUUUUAUCAAAAUCUUACGUGUUAUUGGAAGAAUCCAUGUUUUAAAGGUAAUUAGAACUUGAUCAACAAUAUAUCUCACUAAAAUAUUACGGGUACCGGGUUUUAUAGUUAUUGUUUUAUGAAAUAAUUCAAAGUCGAGACCUUUGUCAUGGCCGACUCAGGAGUGGACACUGGAAAUGAAAGUAGUGAUAACCCAGUUUUCGAUCAUUCGUACUGUGUUUUCGAAAUAAAUCCACCCGCAAUACCCAUCAACCUAGCAGGCCAGCCGAUGCCUAUAGAGUUUUUCGGCGAGCCACAUGAACAUAUAGGAAAAAUAAAAUGUUCGACAAGGGCAAGACAUUGCAGACUUAAAUACAGAUACGGCGGCACUAUCUGCUCCUCCAGAAACAAAAAGCUUAGAUUUGCAGCCUCUACAAACAACACAGAACUCGUCGAGAAGCUGAUUCUAUCGGGGGCAGAUCCCAACAGCUCAGAUGAGCAUAAAAGGAGUCCACUGCACUUGGCGGCAUGUCGUGGCUACGUCGACGUAGUGAGGACACUCAUUAAAUAUGGAGCCAAUCCAAACAUCAAGGAUACACUUGGGAACACUCCUCUGCAUUUAGCUGCUUGUACUAACCAUAUCCCUGUUGUCAUUGAAUUGUUAGAUGCGGGAACUGAUGUAAGUUCCAAUGAUAAGAAUGGUCGUAAUCCGAUCCAGCUUGCACAGAGCAAGCUCAAACUCAUUCAGAUGCGUCCCAAUAGAGUGGGCCACCAUGAAGAAACAAAGCAUUUGAUCAACGAAAUCUGUCUAGUUGUGGAGAUGAUGCUCAAAUAUAUGAAAAUACAAAAGGCUGAUGCUGCCGAGAUAGAAUCUGUUCGAGAAAGGUUAGAGAAUGUAAGCACAAGAGAGCAGGUCGAUUCGGAAGUGCAAAACUUGCUUGACAGCCUGGAUAGUCUAAAAUUAAGAUAAGCCUAGAUUAAAAACCAGAGAAGACUGUUUAUAUCUAAGAAUUGCCAUUCGCCAGACACAAAAAUGCUCACAUGGUGGUAUAAUAUUAUGCUCAAAUGAUAGCAACAUCAUCAUUUUAUAAAAUGUGAACACUAAAUUGCACUAUUGUAAUAGUCUAAAGAUUUUUUUUAUUAAAGUAUGUUAAGUGUUAGU
Messenger RNA from Aricia agestis (brown argus), 1181 nucleotides. RefSeq names its product ankyrin repeat domain-containing protein 54. Gene Ontology annotation, molecular function: protein binding. The record is from RefSeq and is a predicted model, not a curated record. The transcript has a single exon. NCBI's taxonomy places the organism in Eukaryota, Metazoa, Arthropoda, Insecta, Lepidoptera, Lycaenidae. The coding region runs from base 189 to 989 and encodes 266 amino acids.